Nestor notabilis (Kea) is the source of this 883-nucleotide messenger RNA. It is a transcript of the gene TNFAIP6, whose product is annotated as tumor necrosis factor, alpha-induced protein 6. Gene Ontology annotation, molecular function: hyaluronic acid binding. The record is from RefSeq and is a predicted model, not a curated record. Gene Ontology annotation, biological process: negative regulation of inflammatory response; cell adhesion. The coding region runs from base 51 to 878 and encodes 275 amino acids. The transcript is spliced from 6 exons. NCBI's taxonomy places the organism in Eukaryota, Metazoa, Chordata, Aves, Psittaciformes, Psittacidae.
ACCCUGAGUGUUUUAACAGGAAAUAUUUACAGCCUAAGAGUUCAGAAGAGAUGAUUGCACUAAUUUUCUUUUCUGCCCUGCUGUGGAACAAGGCUCAAGCAUGGGGGUUCAAGGACGGAGUGCUGCAUAACUCUAUUUGGUUAGAACGAGCUGCUGGAGUGUAUCACAGGGAGUCGCGCUCUGGGAAGUACCAGCUUACCUAUGCAGAAGCAAAAGCAGUCUGUGAAUACGAGGGAGGACAUCUAGCCACAUAUCAGCAGCUGGAGGCAGCAAGAAAAAUAGGUUUCCACGUAUGCGCUGCUGGCUGGAUGGCAAAGGGUAGAGUUGGUUAUCCUAUAGUAAAAGCUGGAGCCAACUGUGGCUUUGGAAAAACUGGUAUUGUUGAUUACGGGAUUCGCCUCAACAGAAGUGAGAGAUGGGAUGCCUACUGCUACAACCCAAAUGGAAAAGAGUGUGGUGGAGUCUUCACAGAUUCCAAGCAUGUUUUUAAGUCACCAGGCUACCCAAAUGAGUACGAAAAUGAUCAAAUUUGCUACUGGCAUAUUAGAGUGAAGUAUGGACAACGUAUUCAUCUACAGUUUCUUGAGUUUGAUGUUGAAGAUGACAUUGCUUGUAUGGCCGAUUUCUUGGAAAUCUAUGAUAGCUAUGAUGAUAUCAAUGGCUUUGUGGGCAGAUUUUGUGGAGAUGAGUUGCCAGAUGAUAUCAUUAGCACAGGCAAUGUGAUGACCUUGAAAUUCUUGACAGAUGCUUCAGUGACUGCUGGUGGUUUUCAAAUUAGAUACUUUACUAUGGACAUGCCUUCAAAGUCAAAUGAUGGAAAAAACACAACAUCUCAAGGAAAAACAAACUUCUUAUCUGGGAAAUUUGGUAUUAUGUGAGCAGA